Molecule: messenger RNA, 3382 nt
Organism: Ceraceosorus guamensis
Lineage: Eukaryota; Fungi; Basidiomycota; Exobasidiomycetes; Ceraceosorales; Ceraceosoraceae
Exons: 7
Coding region: 152-3247 (1031 amino acids)
Source: RefSeq, a predicted model, not a curated record
ACAUCCUCCAAUCGUGAAUGUGCCGUAGAUCUUUUGCAACACGACCUCACCUAUAUACUUGACUACAACGUUCUUGACAACGAUCAGCUUCUAGUGACAAAGUUCAGCUGUAGGAGACAUACCAGCACGCGACACACCAUACUCACGUACCAUGGCGCCGACAGCGACGACACCUACGCCUACGCCUGCGCAGCCAGCCACGGCUACUGCCAAACCUUUAGUGAGCAAAGCUGCUCAACCUGCUGGAGCUGCAUCAGUUGGCUCCGCGCUGGAAGCGCCCCUCAUUGAGCUUUACAGUGCUCAGCAGGCCAACUCUCCCGAGGCUUCUCAACAAAGAUUGAGACAAGCCAUCAUCGAUGGGCUCAAAGGAGGCGACAACUUCAUCAUUCCUGGUGAUGUCAACAGCUCGACGGAUCGUCAGUGGGCGUAUCGUCGCACGCUGCCCACAGAGAUCGUCUACAGCGAGAAAGGCUUGCAGCUCUACGAUCAACUGGUCGAAGAGCCAGAGUAUUACCUCUGGUCAGCCGAGCUCGAGAUUCUGCAGAAGCACGCGCCAGAAAUCGCGCUUCGUCUCUUUGGUCAUCCCACUCGACCGUCCAAGAAGCAAGGCGAUCAAGAUGGCCAAGAUCAAGGCGGCGAUGGCGGUGAGAGCAAAGACGAGACUGACGGCGGAUACCCAGUUCUGGAUCAGCACAAGGAGAAGUGGGGCGAUGCUCAAGUUGGCAAGCACAAUGGAGGUGUGAAUGCCGAGGAGGGCUUGGACGGGGAUAGCGCUGUGGGACCGGCUAGUCUUAUCGAGCUGGGCGCUGGCAGUCUGCGCAAAACCAUCCAUCUCAUUCGCGCCUUGCAGGGUCUCCCAGACGCUGCCAAGGUGACGAAUGAGAACAAGGCGGGCACGAAGCAGUCAUCUGCCUCGCCCGCCAUCAAUUACUAUGCACUCGAUCUCGAUCGUUCUGAGCUAGUUCGCACGCUCGGCGAGCUCCACGAUCAAGAGAGGGGCGCUAGUGACACGAAGGAUAAACACAACUUCACCAUCUACGAUGGUGCCGUUGCACUGAACGGCAUUUGGGCCACCUACGACCAAGGUCUCGAGUAUGUUGGUCAAGGCGGCUUAGCUCCGAAACAGGGGCAAAAGGAAGGCCAGAGAUGUUUUCUUUGGCUCGGCUCUAGUUGCGGCAACCUUGAUCGCCGAGAGCUCGCCGACUUCCUGCACGCGUCUAGCGAGAAAGCCCUGAGGCCAGGAGAUUCGCUGCUGAUCUCCAUCGAUCGUCGUAACAAGCCUGAAGAUGUCGCAGCCGCGUAUCAUGAUGCCAACGGCACCACGGAGAAAUUCAUCCUCGAAGGCUUGGUCCACGCAAAUCGCGUUCUUGGCAAAGACGUCUUCCAGAACGGCGCGUGGCGCUACCACGAUCGAUACAACGAGUUGGAGGGCCGCCAUGAAAGUUACUACCAGAGCACAAAGGCUCAAACCCUCAAUGUGCCUGGCGAAGCUGACGCAAUCCACAUCGAAGAGGGCGAGCUGAUCCUCGUCGAGGUGUCUUACAAGCACAGUGAGCUCGAGAUCCAUGACGUCCUCGACCAGGCUGGUCUUCGAGUCGUGCAACGAUGGAGUACCGAUGGAGACAAGAAGUACGACAUGUGGCUCGUCGAGAGGCCCGCUUUCCACUUCCCAAGCUCCCAUCUCAAUACUGGCAGUCGGGUUGACCAACUGGCCGGACUGACGGCGCAGCAAGCCUUUGGUGCGCGCGGCAGCUGGGAAUUUGACAGCACAGGUGGAGCCGGUGCGAAUGCGCUCAAAGCGCCGCAUCGCCACGCGCGGACCGGCUUGCCAAGCAUUGACGAGUGGCAGACGAUGUGGAAAGCAUGGGACACGGUCACACUGACCAUGAUCCCACCAAAGAUGCUCUUCGAGAAGCCCAUCGAUCUGCGCCACAUUUGCCUCUUCUACAUAGGUCACAUUCCGGCCUUUGUCGAUAUCAUGGUGUGCAAGGUCACAGGUGAGGAGCACAUCGACUCGCACUUUUCUUGCAUCUUUGAGCGAGGCAUCGACCCGCACAUGGACGACGAGACGAAGUGCAAUCCGCAUAGCGAGGUUCCUCAAAAAGAUGAAGAUUGGCCCGCUCUCGACGCGAUCCUUGCUUAUCGCGAAAAGGUGAUGGAGCGCAUAUACGGCAUUUACGGCGAUGUCGCGACCGGGGCUCGAUCACUUGACCGCGCCCUAGCUCGGACGAUCUGGAUGGUGUAUGAACAUAUCGCUCUGCACAUGGAGACUCUACUCUACAUGCUCCUACAGAGUCCCAACACUCUGCCACCUGCUGGCUUUACAGCGCCCGACUGGCCGUCCCUUGCUCGUCAAUGGGACGCGGCAGAUGCGGCUGUGGGCGGCGAGGCUGCUCGAACGGCUCUCCUUCAUUUCAAGUCAGCCCCAGUCAUCAUCGGUCACGAUGACGACGAUCGGCAGGACACGAAGUUUGCCAUUAGCAAGCCGUCCAAGAAUGUCGAAGACCUCAAUGCUCAGCUGCAUGCGUCUUUCGGCUGGGACAACGAGUCUCCGGCGCGCGUUACGCAGACUGGAGCCUUCGCGGCUGAAGCGGCUCCCAUUUCGAAUGGCCAGUACUUGAAGUACCUGCGAGAUCACAAGCUUGUCGGAGAUCCAGAUGCCGUGCCAAGCUCUUGGAUCGGUGCGGGCUCGUCAAGCGACCCCUUCCGCGUCCGGACCGUAUACGGUCCUGUCGGCAUGAGCGUCGCUCACCUUUGGCCACUCUGUGCAUCUGGCAAACAGCUUGCAGACUAUGCAGCUUCGAAGGGCGGCAGACUGCCAACGCACGCAGAGCUGAGGUGCUUUCUGGAUGCUUCGAGCGGGCCUAACGUGACGGAUCGUCCAGGAAGCAAUGUGGGCUACACCAAUUGGCACCCCGUUCCUCCUCAGCUGGCCAGGCACGAGAGCGGCAUCGUUAUUCCAGGCCACAAUGGAGGCGUUUGGGAGUGGACCAGCUCUCCACAUGUAGAGUACGAAGGAUACAAACCAUCGCUGUACUACACUGGCUACUCUUCCGACUUUCUGGAUGGCAAGCACGACAUUGUCCUCGGUGGCAGUUGGGCUACCACACCCAGCAUUGCAGGGCGUCGCACCGUCAUCAACUGGUACCAGCAACCUUAUCCCUUCAUCUUCGGUGGUGCCAGGGUAGUGUACGACGACAAGACCGAGGUCAAGGCUUCGAGGUCCAGAUCUCCCCCUCGCGCUUGAUACGUUCUUGAUGCCACGCGUUGUGUGACAAUCCGGCUCCUUUUUAUUCUUGGGUCCUGAACUUAUACACCCUUUGACAGUAUGAUAGCUUUUCACGACAAAAUCGCUGCUCAAUUUCAUGACAUUUGUACAUCA